This is a messenger RNA of Chelmon rostratus (copperband butterflyfish), 2336 nucleotides long. RefSeq names its product fibulin-7. The transcript has 8 exons. The record is from RefSeq and is a predicted model, not a curated record. The coding region runs from base 230 to 1561 and encodes 443 amino acids. Gene Ontology annotation, molecular function: calcium ion binding. Lineage: Eukaryota; Metazoa; Chordata; Actinopteri; Chaetodontiformes; Chaetodontidae.
GAGCUCCGAAGCUAAACUUUCCGAGUGCAUCUGAAGCGACGGUAGCGCGUCUCUGCCUCAGACACCUGAUGACUGAUGAUCAUCUUCCAAACUCUUGAAACAAGGGGACGAAACUUCACAAAAGAUCGUCGUUUUGGGGGGGAUUUUGUCGAAGCACCAUAACAAGAGAGAAGCCCUCUGAAUCUUGGAGAACAGGCAGUAUCACUGUAUUAUCACUGGACGUUCAGAGAUGACACUGUCUUUCCAACACAGGUGUUUGCUUUUGCUGUGUUUGACAGUUAUCCACAGUGGUCAUGCUGCCGUUCAGACGUGCAUGGAUAAGCACCAGGUGGUUGGGGUCCUUCGUCAAAUGGAGAAGUUUCUGAAAGGCCAGGAGAUGCGGUUUACAGAGGGCCUCAGGAUCAUGAAGUCAAAGCUGGCAACGCUGCAGAACUCCGUCUCCAAGCUGCCUCAAGCAGACCAGUCAGCUGCUCCCACCACCUGCCCCUCUCUGGAAGCCCCCGCUCAUGGAACCAAGUUUGGCUCAAAGUACUUUGCUGGACAUGAGGUCCAUUUCACUUGUUCCCAGGGCUACCAUCUUGUCGGUUCUGCCACGCGUGUCUGCCGGGACAAUGGCACCUGGACCGGCAUCGGUGCCAUCUGUAAAGAUAUAAGUGAGUGUGCAAGUAAUCCCUGCCAGAAUGGAGGCACCUGUGUGGAAGGUGUUAACCAGUACAAAUGCACCUGCCCCCAGAACUGGAGUGGCUCUCACUGCCAGCACCAAACCCAGACAGCGCCACCCGAGUGGAGUGUUAUGAAUGAUCCAGCAUUCAGCCGGAGACCUCGCUGUGCCCAAGUGAACCGAGCCCAGCACUGCAGCUGCGAUGCGGGCUUUCACAUGAGUGGCACCUCUGACAACAGUAUCUGUCAGGAUGUAAACGAGUGUGAAGUGUACCGGCUGGACCAAGGAGGGAAGCUGUGUGUCCAUGAGUGUGUGAACGUCCCAGGCUCGUACCACUGCUCCUGCCCCAGAGGCUACAAGUUGCUCCCGGACGGGCGGAGCUGUGAGGAUGUGGACGAGUGUUUAAGCCAGCAGCACAACUGUAGCCGCGGGACAACUUGUAUCAACACGGGGGGAGGCUUUCAGUGUGUCAACCCAGAGUGCCCCCGUUCUCAUGGCAACAUCAGCUACGUCAAGACAUCUCCCUUUCAGUGUGAGAGAAACCCCUGCCCCAUGGACAGCCGCUCCUGCCACCUGGCCCCUAAGACCGUGUCCUUCCACUACCUGUCUCUGCCUUCCAACCCGCAGACCCCUGCCACGCUGUUCCGCAUGGCGACCGCCGCCGCCCCGGGGCGCACCGGGCCAGACAGCCUGCGCUUCGGCAUCGUGGGCGGAAACUCCCGAGGCAUCUUCGUCAUGCAGCGUUCAGACAGACAGACCGGUGAGCUGAUACUGGUCCAGCAGCUGCGUGGGCCGCAGGAGAUCAGCGUUGAUGUGGACAUGUCCGAGUACAGCGACCGCACCUUUCAGGCCAAGCACGUGGCCAGGGUGCACGUUCUGGUUUCACCUUAUAGCUUCUGAGAGAGAGCUCGAGAAGGAGGAAGACUAGAGACAGAAAGGCGAAGAGGAACAAAGACGAGUGUGUGAUGGGCACUGAGCUUACUCAUACUGUUUCUUCACCCCCUACCAGAAGUGCAUCUGUCUGAGUAGCUGAGGGCAGCAUUUGUUACCAAAUUACCAAAAGAGUGACAAGCCAAUAUUUAACAGUUAUAUUAUGAAUAACGAUAUAUGGCAGAACACAUCAUAGAUGCUUCUUUAAACAGUGUCAGUAUGAGCUUUGACUGAUGAUGCUUGACUGAGUGUGUUUGAAUGCAUGAAAACUAGCUAAAGAAAAGCAUAAGGAAUGGGUUGGGAGCGAUGCAUUCCUGUUUUUGUCAUUGCGGUUGCUUUGUGUUUAUAUUAUUAUGUCCAUCAUAGAUCAUGUCUGUGUAGCUCAGGGUCAGGCGCCGGGGCUGAUGCACUGCCUUCGCUUUAUUGAUGAUAAAUCCCUAUAAGACAUUAGUGCUCCCGUGGCUCUAAUUUAUUGGAAAUAUUAUUGCUGGUUUCUACAUUGUAACAUACUGUAUGCCACAUGUUUAUCUUCCAUCAUAUACUGUAUAUUUGUUUUUUUGUACUAGCUUGCCUUGUUUAAGGCACCAUUCAUUAUACUAAGGGAGUUGUUUUUAACAGUAGAUGCAGUACUGUACCUGGGCAUUUUCCUCUAUUACUCAUAUUAUGUAUGUUACCCAGAAAGAGUCUCAUUAUAUUCUAAAUCAAGGAUGAUUUGGCAAGCUUGCCAGUGCACUACACAAUUUAU